GAUAGGGGCCCUAAAGAGGGCUGUGGACAGGAUUGAGGAGCUCCUGCACAUCCAAUAACCUUUAAGCGACACUCAGUUUCCAGAAUAGAGGCACACGUGUGUAGGCCGGCACUAGGACCCAAGAGAGCCAGGAAGGCGGCAAGCCAGUGGAGGAGGAGCCGACGUCUUCCGCUGGCGCUAAGGCCGCGCGGAGUUCCGGAGGUGGGCGGGGCACAGGAGGCGCGCGCAGGCGCAGGCGCAGACUGCGGGCGGAUGGAGCCGGAGCCGGAGCCGGUGUCGGUGUCUGCGGCCGUGGAGGUUCCUCCGGGGCGCGUGCUCAGCGCCUCGGAGCUCCUCGCUGCACGCUCGCGGUCCCAGAAGCUGCCCCAGCGGUCGCACGGCCCCAAGGACUUCCUCCCCGAUGGCUCGGCGGCCCAGGCCGAGCGGCUGCGCCUGUGCCGGGAAGAGCUCUGGCAGCUGCUGGCGGAGGAGCGCGUGGAGCGCCUGGGCAGCUUGGUGGCCGCCGAGUGGAGACCGGAAGAGGGUAUCGUGGAGUUGAAGUCUCCUGCGGGUAAAUUCUGGCACACCAUGGGCUUCUCGGAGCACGGCCGACAGCUGCUUCACCCCGAAGAGGCCUUGUAUCUGCUGGAGUGUGGCUCUAUUCAGCUGUUUUGCCAAGACUUGCCAUUGUCUAUCCAGGAAGCCUACCAGCUGCUGCUCACUGGGGACACUGUGACUUUCCUACAGUACCAGGUCUUCAGCCACCUGAAGAGGCUGGGCUAUGUGGUUCGACGAUUUCAACCAAGCUCUGUCCUGUCCCCUUAUGAGAGGCAGCUCAACUUGGAGGGCUAUGCCCAGCACCUAGAGGAUGGGACUGGCAAGAGGAAGAGGAGCACCAGCUCUCGGCCUAUUAAUAAGAAGGCCAAGGUCCUGGAGGAAUCCCUGCUACCUACAAGCCUGGCAGCUUCCAGCCCACCUGCCAACAUCCACAACAGCCAGUGCUCAGUGGAGAAGCCCCAGGAGUCAAGCUGCAUGAAGGACCUUGGGGUCCCACUUCAGCUUCUGGGAUCCCUGGAGCCCUGCCCUGUUCUGGCCCCAGAGGGCCGGGGGUGUGACCAGGACAGUGGCAAAGCAGAGAAUGGAGUCAAGGGGGCUCGUAAGCUACGCUGGAACUUUGAGCAGAUCUGCUUCCCCAAUAUGGCUUCAGAUAGCCGCCACACCCUCUUGGCUGCACCAGCCCCAGAGCUGCUCCCGGCCAACAUUGCUGGGCGGGAGACAGACACUGAGUCCUGGUGCCAGAAGCUGAACCAGCGAAAGGAGAAGCUUUCCCGACGGGAGCAAGAGCAACAGGCAGAGGCCCGGCAAUUCUGGGAAGACAUAAACGCAGAUCCUGAGGUGCAGCAGUGCUCCAGCUGGCGCGAGUACAAGGAACUGCUGCAGAGGCGGCACCUACAGAAGAGACCCAGCUCCGCCCUACACCUGUGGGGUCAGCCCGUCACUCCCUUGCUGAGCCCUGGCCGGGCAGACUCCCCAGCUGCAGCCCUUCAGCUUAUCUCCGUGCUGCGAUCAACACACCUUGCUGACGGUGGGGCCAGAUUUGAUGAGCCUGUCCCAGACCUCUGCAGCCUCAAGAGGUUGACCUUCCAGAGUGGGGAUGUCCCUCUGAUCUUUGCCCUGGUGGAUCAUGGCGAUAUCUCCUUCUACAGUUUCAGGGACUUCAUGCUGCCCAUGGAUCUGGAGCACUGACAGUGGGGGCAGAGGGAUGGAGCCUGCUGUUGGGGACCUAGGAAGUUUAUUCUCGGGGCCCAUCUCAGCUGCCCUUACACCCCAACUCUGAUCUGUGGUGUCCGGGCCUUGGCCCUGAUGUCUGGUUCUUGAAAGAGUGUGACACCAUGCUCCCUACCCCGCCCCCCUGCCUUGCCUGCAGGGCUGCCUAACCCCAAGCUUCAGAGUGUUGCCUUGCAGUGACCCCCUUGAACUCAGGGCUGGUUUUCAGAGGCCCAGGAGGAGGGGCAGAUGAGGACUCUGUGCCUUUAAUGAGAGGGUGCCUGUUUCAUGCCAUAAAGCCAAAGCCAUUAAAAAUCAAUU
Octodon degus (degu) is the source of this 2067-nucleotide messenger RNA. RefSeq names its product tRNA splicing endonuclease subunit 54 (gene Tsen54). The record is from RefSeq and is a predicted model, not a curated record. Gene Ontology annotation, biological process: tRNA-type intron splice site recognition and cleavage. Gene Ontology annotation, cellular component: tRNA-intron endonuclease complex. Lineage: Eukaryota; Metazoa; Chordata; Mammalia; Rodentia; Octodontidae. The transcript is spliced from 10 exons. Bases 253 to 1725 code for a protein of 490 amino acids.